Molecule: messenger RNA, 1413 nt
Organism: Sparassis crispa
Lineage: Eukaryota; Fungi; Basidiomycota; Agaricomycetes; Polyporales; Sparassidaceae
Exons: 1
Coding region: 1-1413 (470 amino acids)
Source: RefSeq, a predicted model, not a curated record
AUGCUCGUCAAGAUCCAAGGACUCACAAAGAUGCAACAACUGAAGGCACUCGAGACGCUAUCCAAGUAUGUUGACUCCCAAGUGGAGCAGCUGAGACAAUCCCAGAUGAGCAUCUCUGGGCCGAUGGGUCCCGCUCUACAGAUGACCACUGACACUCGCGCUAACCACCAGACCCCUGGAGGAACUGAGCUGCACAACCAGGGCAUAGCCAAGUGCAACAGAAGUAUUGAAUGUGCUCUCGAGGAACAACCUCAGCCGCAGCAUGCUCCGCACCUAACACUGUGUGACGAAGUGGAGAUGUGGGAACAGAUGGAGCAUCUCAUCCCUGAUGACCAGCUACUGGUCGAGCCUGCCACCCCUACACAGCAGAUUGGACCGAUGCAGAAAUCUGCGGAGUACCAGACCAACGGCGAUGUCUCCCUGAUGACUCCCUCCCCCCUCUCCCAAUCUGACGACUCUUUCCUCCCCUCGUCCCCCACCGAGGAAUGCAUGCAGAGGGACCCCCACCGCCUCAUCCCCCACCAGCCGAAAACUCCACUCGAGAGCAUCUCCACUCUUACCAGUACCCAGAUACCCAACACUGUGCCUGCCCCAAAUGCUCCAACCGUGGUGCCAAUGAGGAAUGCUCUACGUGCCAUGGCGGAGAAAGUGGACAUGUCGCACCCAUGUACAGGACGUUUCCUCAAUGCGCUAAAGGAUUCCACCCAUGCCGAUCUCAUUUCCCAGAUCACUGCAGCUAACCAGCAGCCGGUGCAACCAGAGGCCGAAGCUGAUGGCAACACGCAGAACGAUGCAUCUCGCACAGAUCUUAUAGCCCAGAUUGCCGCUCUUGCCCAACACCAAACACAACUGCAGGCUACUGCUACCCCGAACACUCCAGCCCUGACUCUCAUGCCGACACCAGCGGAAGGCUUCCCAGACAUCUACAGUCACCAACCAUACUUCUUCAUAGAUAACUUGACGAGAGACCUCCUGGACACCUGGAGCAAGCACGACAUGGCCCGUAUCGCCAUUAUGCUGCUGGGCUCCAGUGUGAACGAUCAAAUUCUUCAACCUUACCUGACGAUGAAGAUCGCAAGGGCUCUAGAACGCGCACACCAGAUCCCCAAAGUAAUGAUGAUGAGCCCACGUCCCCUCUACGACUCUAAACUCAUCAACGACACCCCGUACUCCUUCAUCGCUUUCAACAUGAUGAAGUCCCAGAAGAAGGACAUUGUUACCCAGUACUGUUACCUAACCCCCGAAGUCUCCUUCAUCGCAAUGGACUUCAUCUGGAAGGUGCCACAGUAUGUCUGCACCUUUGCAGGCUUCACCAAUCAUUCCUUCCAGGACAUCCCGAAGCUCAUUCUCAACUGCCUCGUCAACCUGCAAAGCAUUCAACAUUUCCUCAGUGUGGUCGGCUAUGAUGCGUGA